UGUCCCGAGCAGCCCUUCUCUCCGCCGGUAACCGGCGCUGCUGCUGCCGCUGACGGAGAGCGAGACAUACGGAAGGUGGGUGGGGACAUCCGAGUUAUUGUCGGGAUAAACGCACCUCACGCUCGGGCGGUUGAACGCUGAGCUCGCGCUAAUCCGCGCAGGAGAAGACUGAAUAAACAACUCGGCGUUGGCCAAGGCUUGAUUUUAGGAAUCUGACACCAUGACUGCAGAGGAGAUUAUAAACAUUAAAGAAGCAGAGAUAAUCAAGCUGAUCCUGGACUUUCUGAACUCCAGAAAGCUCCACAUCAGUAUGCUGGCGCUGGAAAAAGAGAGUGGCAUCAUUAAUGGGCUUUAUUCAGAUGAUAUGCUCUUCCUGAGGCAACUUAUAUUAGACGGGCAAUGGGAGGAAGUUUUGCAGUUCAUCCAGCCUUUGGAGUGCCUGGAUAAAUUUGACAGAAAGAAAUUUCGAUAUAUCAUCCUAAAACAGAAGUUUCUGGAAGCUCUGUGUGUAAACAACGCCAUAUCUGCGGCAGAUGACCCUGAGAAUCUGGAGCUGACUAUGCAAGACGCGGUAAAGUCCCUUCACUCCCUGGAAGAGUUCUGCCCAACCAAAGAAGACUACAGCAAACUCUGCCUGCUCCUAACGCUUCCGCGCCUCACCCACCAUGCCGAAUUCAAGGACUGGAACCCCAGCACGGCCCGCGUGCACUGCUUCGAGGAGGCCUGCUCCAUGGUGGCCGAUUUCAUCCCCGCCGACCGCAAACUGAGCGAAGCCGGAUUCAAAGCCACCGGCGACCGUCUGUUCCAGCUCCUCAUCAAGGGAAUCCUGUAUGAAUGCUGCGUUGAGUUCUGCCAGAGCAAAGCCACUGGAGAGGAAAUCAAUGAGGAGGAGGUUCUCCUCGCCGUCGAUGUCCUGUGUGGGAACGGUUGUGAGGAACUGGACUUGAGUUUGUUGUCUUGGCUGCAAAACCUCUCGCCGUCGGUCUUUGCUUGCGCGUUUGAGCAGAAGACCCUCAGCAUCCACGUAGACCGGCUCGUCAAACCGGUCCGGACGGGUCACGCAGAUCUUCUCACUCCACUGCUCACCAAACUCUCGCCCUGCCCAGCGUCGCCUCUACGGCGUCCUCAAUCGGCGGAUACUUACAUGUCCCGCUCUCUCAAUCCCGCCCUGGACGGUCUGUCCCAUGGCUUGGUGGGAAGAGAAAAGAAAAGCACGGAAGGUGACGGGAAAGCAGCGGCCAUGUCACAGUCGUUCGCCAACUUUGGUUAUCCUUCAGGAGGAAAUGGAAGCAAAAAUGUGAUGGAGAGCAAUGUCAGUGAAUCGCCCGACAGAGCUCCGGACGAGUGGAUAAACAGCUCAGGAGGAGCGAACUCACCGCGUCCUCCACUGACUCCUGGCAGAGAUGGUGGAGCCACGGCUUCAGCUGAAAAAUCGGAGGAGCAGCUUCAGGAGUUCCAGCGGCAGCGUCUGCGCGUGCAGCAGCAUCUCGAGCAGAAGCAGCAGCAGAGGCAGCUGUACCAUCAGAUGCUGCUGGAGGGUGGAGUUCAUCCCCCAGAUCAGCCCACAGACGCAGCGCAGCACAGUCUCACACAGAAGUUCCUCAACAGGUCCAUUCAGAAACUGGAGGAGCUGAACGUGGGAAUGGAGGACCUGGGUGAAGACGUCCAGGCUUUGGCCCAGCAGUGUAACGGUACGGCAGCGAGCGGAGCCGGUAAACAGACCCCAGAGACCGGCUCAGGCCUGAACAAGACUGCGGUGAUCAGCAGCACCCCUCAGAAGGGAGGAGGCCGAGGCAUCCCAUCUCUGGACGAGUCCCCAGUGCUGGUCAACAAGAGGUUUCUCACAACCUUCAACCUAAAAGAUGAAAUAACUCUGGUUUGUGAGCUGUUUGUAAUGCUGAUGCAUCAUGACAGUGUGUUUCAGGACGAGAAACCCAAAUUUGUUGCAGUUCAGACGUUGGAGGACACGCAGGCUGUGCGCGCGGUCGCCUUCCACCCGUCCGGGACCCUCUAUGCAAUCGGCUCCAACUCCAAAACACUGCGCGUCUGCACUUACCCACAAUCCCUCCAAACCAGCGCUCAGGGUCCAGUAAAGCAGCCUGAGAUCUGCUUCAAGCGUAUUAAACACCAUAAAGGUUCUAUUUACUGUGUGGCCUGGAGUCCGUGCGGCCAGCUUCUCGCCACAGGCUCCAAUGACAAGUACGUCAAAGUUCUUCCGUUCAAUGCGGACACCUGCAACGCCACAGGUCCUGAUCUAGAGUUCAGCAUGCAUGACGGCACCAUCAGAGACCUGGCGUUUAUGGAGGGUCCCGAGAGUGGAGGGGCGAUCCUGAUCAGCGCUGGCGCUGGAGACUGUAACAUCUACACCACUGACUGCCAGAGAGGACAGGGGCUGCACGCUCUCAGCGGACACACGGGACACAUCCUGUCUCUGUACACGUGGGGCGGGUGGAUGAUCGCCUCUGGCUCUCAGGACAAGACGGUGAGGUUUUGGGACCUGCGUGUGCCCAGCUGUGUGAAGGUGGUUGGGACGGCCCUGCAUGGAACAGGAAGUGCUGUGGCCUCGGUGGCAGUGGAUCCCAGUGGGCGGCUCAUGGCCACCGGAUUGGAGGACUGUCGCUGCAUGCUUUAUGACAUCAGAGGAGGUCGAAGCGUCCAGGCGUAUCGGCCGCACACCAGCGACGUGCGCUCAGUGCGCUUCUCUCCUGGAGCCCACUAUCUGCUCACCGGCUCCUACGACAACAAAGUCAUGAUCACUGACCUUCAGGGGGAUCUGACCAAACCUCUGCCAGUGAGUGUGGUGGCUGAACACGCUGAUAAAGUGAUCCAGUGCCGCUGGCACACCACAGACCUGUCCUUCCUGUCCUCCUCAGCUGAUAAGACGGUCACACUGUGGGCCUAUCAGCCUUAACCCCAGCAGAAGACAAACACAAGAAAACACAGGCGUGAAAGAGUGUGUCCGUGUGUGUGUGUGUGUGUGUAGUAUUUCUUUGUAACAUUACUCCAGUACACUCACGUGAGGAAAAAAAAAAAAGAAACGACUGUUGCUUCUCAGUCCUAGUCAUGUCUACAUGAAAUUGCAUGUCUACUGGAAGAAACAGCUUUAUUGUCAAAUGUAUUGCAGUUCACUUAAAAACACGAAAAAAGCCACGUGUAGCAUUGCUUCUAUAUUUUGCUAUUUGAAGUGAACGAAACGGUCCUGAACAUGUGAGCUGAAUUGUGCCUUGAGGUGAUGUUCUCUGUAGUAACACUUAUCGAACUGAAUGUCUUGUAAAUAUGAGCUUAUUUAAUGCUAAGAUCAUUGUAUAGCACACGUCACUAUAGACCUCACUCUUUCAGCAUCUGUUUAUGCCGCAUGAAGAGUCAUGUCUUUAUUCAAAUAAAUAUAAAUGAAGCAACGCUCCGUAAAUACUGAGGAUAAAAGUUUUGUGAAAGUCGUCCUCCUCAGUGUUGAUAUGGUUUCACGCAUUUUUAGGAAUGCUUUUAUUUUGGAUCAUCAUUUUCCUAAUGCGUAUAUUUAUGUGCAUAAUAUGCAUCACUUUUGAGCAUAAAUCGAGCACCUUUUUGUAUCGACGCAGAGGACAGUUAGAGCACUCUGUCAGUCACCCGUUGUACAAAGAAUGUGAUAGUCAUUUAUUUGAACAUGGAAAUAAACACAGUUUUGAAAC
Molecule: messenger RNA, 3668 nt
Organism: Carassius carassius (crucian carp)
Lineage: Eukaryota; Metazoa; Chordata; Actinopteri; Cypriniformes; Cyprinidae
Gene: wdr47b
Product: WD repeat domain 47b
Exons: 13
Coding region: 221-2911 (896 amino acids)
Molecular function (GO): protein binding
Source: RefSeq, a predicted model, not a curated record